AUGGAUGAUGGAUAUAGAAACACAAACCAGGUCUCCGAUGACUACAGGUACCAGGAUGGCAACUACGAUGCACCCAACGAUGGCUACUACCGGGGCAGGAAUGAGCCCGCGCAGGACGAGGAUGCCCAGAGUGAUGUUACAGAAGGCCACGAUGAGGAUGAUGAGGUCUAUGAGGGGGAGUACCAAGGGAUCCCACACCCAGAUGACAUUAAAGAAAAGCAGAAGAAGCGAGCCCCUGCCAUGGAUGAUGAGUACAGAGACCGUGCUGACCUUAUGGCCGAGAGGAUGGAGGAUGAGGAGCAACUUGCCCACCAGUAUGAGAACAUCAUUGAGGAGUGUGGCCACGGACGCUUCCAGUGGACUCUCUUCUUUGUUUUAGGGCUGGCACUGAUGGCAGAUGGGGUGGAGGUGUUUGUGGUUGGAUUUGUUCUUCCCAGUGCUGAGAAGGAUAUGUGCUUGUCCAGUUCCAACAAAGGGAUGCUGGGCUUGAUAGUCUACUUAGGAAUGAUGGUGGGGGCUGUCUUGCUGGGCGGCCUCGCUGAUAAACUGGGAAGAAAGCAAUGCCUCAUCAUAUCACUUGCAAUCAAUGCUGCCUUUGCGUUCCUCUCCUCCUUCGUCCAGGGAUAUGGAUUCUUCCUCUUCUGCCGCCUUAUCUCAGGCCUCGGUACUGGGGGCACACUCCCCAUCGUGUUUGCCUAUUUCUCUGAAUUCCUGUCUCGUGAGAAGAGGGGGGAACACCUGAGCUGGCUUUGCAUGUUCUGGAUGAUUGGUGGAAUUUAUGCUUCAGCAAUGGCUUGGAGCAUCAUCCCACAUUACGGCUGGGGGUUCAGUAUGGGAACCAAGUACCACUUCCACAGCUGGAGAGUCUUUGUACUCGUGUGCGCUCUGCCCUGCAUUGCCUCCCUGGUGGCGCUGAAAUUCAUGCCUGAAAGCCCACGGUUUUUGCUGGAGAUUGGUAAACAUGAUGAAGCUUGGAUGAUACUCAAGCAAGUUCAUGACACCAACAUGCGGGCCAAGGGUGAGCCAGAGAGGGUGUUUACGGUUUCCUAUAUCAAAACUCCAAAGCAAGUAGAUGAAUUUAUUGAAAUCCAGAGCUCAACAGGGACCUGGUACCAGCGGUGGCUGGUCAGAAUCACGACUACUUUAAAACAGGUUUGGGACAACGUGCUAUACUGUUUAACAGCCCAGUACAGGAUGAACACACUGAUGCUGGCUGUGGUUUGGUUUACAAUGGCCUUAAGUUACUACGGCCUUAUUGUGUGGUUCCCUGACAUGAUCCGAUAUUUCCAAGAUGAGGCAUAUGAAUCCCGAGUGAAGAUCUUUGAUGAGGAAGAAGUGUCCCAUUUCACCUUUAAUUUCACCUUGGAAAACCAGAUCCACAGAAAUGGGGAAUACAGAAAUGACAAAUUUAUUGGCAUGAAAUUCAAGGAAGUGAGAUUUGAGGAUUCAUUAUUUGAAGACUGCUACUUUGAAGAUGUGAGAUCCAGUGAGACCUUCUUUGAAAACUGCACCAUCAUCUCUACUGUCUUUUAUAACACUGAUCUCUAUGAACACAAAUUCAUCAACUGCAGGCUCAUCAACAGCACGUUCAUGAAGGAGAAGGAAGGCUGCCACAUUGACUUUGAGGAGGACAAUGAUUUUCUGAUCUACCUGGUCAGCUUCCUGGGCAGCCUGUCUGUGCUGCCAGGCAACAUCAUCUCUGCGUUGCUCAUGGACAAAAUUGGGAGGAUAAAGAUGAUUGGUGGCUCAAUGCUGAUUUCAGCCGUGUGCUGCUUCUUCCUGUUCUUUGGGAACAGCGAGUCGGCGAUGAUCGGCUGGCAGUGCCUCUUCUGUGGGGCCAGCAUCGCUGCCUGGAACGCCCUGGAUGUCAUCACCGUGGAGCUCUACCCCACGGACAAAAGGGCAACAGCCUUUGGCAUCCUCAAUGGGAUUUGCAAGUUUGGUGCCAUCCUGGGGAACUCCAUCUUUUCCUCCUUUGUAGGGAUAACCAAGGUGGUUCCCAUCCUCCUGGCCUCCUCUGCUCUGGUGGGAGGUGGUCUGCUCGCCUUGCGCCUGCCAGAGACUCGAGAACAGGUCCUGAUGUGA
Molecule: messenger RNA, 2085 nt
Organism: Cinclus cinclus
Lineage: Eukaryota; Metazoa; Chordata; Aves; Passeriformes; Cinclidae
Gene: SV2B
Product: synaptic vesicle glycoprotein 2B
Exons: 12
Coding region: 1-2085 (694 amino acids)
Biological process (GO): chemical synaptic transmission; transmembrane transport
Cellular component (GO): membrane
Molecular function (GO): transmembrane transporter activity
Source: RefSeq, a predicted model, not a curated record